Molecule: messenger RNA, 1775 nt
Organism: Folsomia candida
Lineage: Eukaryota; Metazoa; Arthropoda; Collembola; Entomobryomorpha; Isotomidae
Product: lactase-phlorizin hydrolase
Exons: 6
Coding region: 151-1674 (507 amino acids)
Biological process (GO): carbohydrate metabolic process
Molecular function (GO): beta-glucosidase activity
Source: RefSeq, a predicted model, not a curated record
GUAUAAAAAGCCAUGCUUUCGUUUUAAACUGUAUAAUGUUUUUCUGAAUUCGUUACAACCUUUUCCCCACAAAUAAAAGAAAGAAAAGUAAUAUAUAUUAAAUAUUCAACACAAAGUAGAAGCCUGGAAUUUAAAAUAUUUAGUGGCAAGAUGAAAUUAUUAUCCUUUCUACCCAAACUUUAUUUCAUCCUAUUUACUCUUCUUAUUGGAAUUGUAGUAGGAAUAAUGGCAGGAAAUAUUCCAAAUUUGCGUCAAGAAGAGGAUGAAUUUCUGUAUGACGUUUUUCCCGAAGAUUUUCAAUGGGGCCUGGCCGUUUCAGCUUAUCAGACAGAAGGAGCUUUCGAUGUUGAUGGUAAAGGUCCCUCCGCAUGGGAUGCAUGGACCCAUGAAAACAAUGGAUCUAACAUUGUUGACGGACAGAAUGGGGAUGUCGCUUGCGAUUCGUAUAAUAAAUUUGAAAACGACACUCAACUUUUAGCUGACAUGGGAGCCAACUUUUACAAAAUAUCGUUAUCCUGGCCAAGAAUUGUUCCCACGGGGAGAACCUCUGACGGAAUCAACCUGGCAGGGAUUGCUCAUUACAACAAAGUUAUUGAUAGCUUACUCGCAAAAAAUAUUACACCCUUCGUCACCCUCCACCAGUGGGACCUUCCUCUCCCUUUGGUUACCAGUGGAUCUUGGAAUAAUGAAGAAAUCGUCAAAAACUUUGGAGACUUUGCUCGCAUCGCUUUCCAAUUUUAUGGAAACCGGGUCGACCUCUGGGCCACCCUGCACGAGCCGUUAAUUUCAUGUCAGGCAGACGCCACGUUUGGAGUUCAUGAUUAUUUCGACGAACCCCCCACCAAACAGUACACCUGUGUCCAUAAUGUUCUUAAAGCGCAUGCCACCGCCUACAAAAUUUUUAAGGACGAACUCGGCCUUUCUGGUCAAGUCGGUUUGACUCUGAAUAGCGAAUGGGCUCAGCCAAAAAAUGCCAGCGAUCCGUUUCAUGUUGACGCAGCAGAGCGUUUACUCGCAUUUCGACUUGGGUGGUUCCUUCACCCCAUUUACACUGGAGAUUAUCACCCCAUCAUGAGAAGCAUUAUUGACCAGAAGAGUGAGGCUGAGGGGAGAAAUUCUUCCCGAUUGCCAAGCUUCGAUGAUGCAUGGAAGCAGAAACUGAUUGGUUCCCUCGACUUUAUCGGGCUCAACUACUUUUUUACCGUCAACGUUGUAUCCACCAUCGGGAAUAAUGGUGGUGUCGACGGUGAUGGCUACUUUGCCACCGAGUUUGACCCCACUUGGAACUUGACGGGGGAUGGUUUACCAAUAACUCCGUUUGGAAUGAGAAAAUUGCUAAAUUACGUGAAAGAAAGUUACGGAUCUUCCCUCCCAAUCUACUUGAUUAACGGAUGUGGCGAAGUGGAAGGCGUGGAUGGAACGGACGACACUUUCAGGGUAGACUUUUUCAAAAUUCAUAUCAACGAAUGCUUAAAAGCGGUCAAAUUGGAUGGAGCAAAUGUCAAGGGGUUUACGGCGUGGAGUUUGAUUGAUAAUUUUGAGUGGAGUGGAGGGUAUACCGUUAAAUACGGAGUUCAUUCGGUCAAUUCUGCAAAUAUGGUUAGGACACCGAAAUCUUCUGCGCUAUAUUUAUCACAAGUCAUUUCUGAUAAUGGAUUUCCUGCUCCCAAGUAAAAAAGUAUGCAAUAAAAACAUUAUAUAGAAUUAACAUUCUAACUUUUUUAAACGAUCCUGAAAUUUAAAAAAUAAAAUAAAGUUCGGAAAUAUAUGCAUAA